This is a messenger RNA of Engraulis encrasicolus (European anchovy), 2229 nucleotides long. RefSeq names its product tenascin-R-like. The record is from RefSeq and is a predicted model, not a curated record. The coding region runs from base 1 to 2229 and encodes 742 amino acids. Lineage: Eukaryota; Metazoa; Chordata; Actinopteri; Clupeiformes; Engraulidae. The transcript is spliced from 12 exons. Gene Ontology annotation, molecular function: protein binding.
AUGGACACAACUGCUCCUCAUCCUUGUCCUCCUCCCACUCCUCCUGGGCCAAUCCAGUUCACUUCUAUAACAUCAGACACCAUCUCCUUUGUCUGGGGCCCUGCUGAUCCACACCAUACAUACAAAGUUACCUGCAAAGGUGGAGGAGCACAAGGAAGUGAAACUCUCAAGGGUUUGAGAACUUCAUUCAGUUUCCUGCUACCUGGAGAGAAGUAUGAUUUCACUGUUGUCACCAUUUCAGAGGAUGGGCAGCAGAGUCAAUGUGUAUCAGCAAGCACAUACACAGAGGUACCUGUGCCAUUAAACGUGAGGGUAGAGAUGGAUGGAAACUCUGCAAUAGUGAUGUGGGACAAACCAAAUGAACUCCAUGCGCCCACAUAUGUGGUAUCACUUGUUGAGGGCGGAGGAGAUGGGAGGUGUUCCCGUACCAUAGUAACACAAAACACAGAACUCACUGUCCCUGAUCUCGAUCCUGAUGUGAAUUACGCUGUUGGAGUUGCUGUGGUACUUGAAAAUGGCAUUCAGAGCAAAGCUGUCACUAAACUUGCAUUCAUAGUUUCAGCUCCACAAGACCUCGAAGUGUACUCAGUGACUGCGACAUCUGCUAAGCUGAAAUGGCAGUGUCAAAUAAAGCAGCCAGCACCCAGCUUUCUGGUCUCCUACCACAGGGAUGUGAAUUACCCAGGGACUGACACUGUACGUUCAUGCAACACAACGAUCUCGCGGCUCUGCCCAGGUUCUUUUUACACAGUCAGUGUCAUCACUCUUUUGCCACAUGGUGGAAAGAGUCCGCCCUCUUCAAAAACCUUCCAAACAACUGUCCCCCACCCACAGAAGCCAAGAGUGGUCUCAGUGACCACAAGAUCAGCCAUGAUCGAAUGGCAGUCACCACAUGAACUGAAGGAUAUAGAACAUUCUUUCAAAGUCCAAGUUGAAGGCUCUCAAGACACCAUGCCUAGAAAUGCAUGCAACAUAGACAUAUCACACCUGCAGCCAGACACAAAAUAUAUCGUUAAGAUCUGUACUGUGCUUAGAGGUCAGCACAGCAAAAAUGAGACGGUGACCGUGAAAACUGAGAUUGAGAGGAUUACAUUUGCCACCCAAGUGAUCGGCAACACCCAGAAUAAUCAUUGUGAAUUGGAAGGUUACUUGAUCAACCAAGGUUUCACAAAAGCUGAAAGUCACCAUUAUGCUGACUUCAGUCUUGCUUUCUGCGUGAUUGUCUCUCGUGUGGGAACUGACAUGGAAGCUGCACUCAAAGAAAUCACAGACACUAAACCUACUCUUCUGGUGGUAAUGCACCACACCUUCGAUCCUGAUUACGUGAUACCAGACACCAGCAGAUUUGCGAAGGGCAGAGACAUCACUGUGGUUGAUGUCUUGUUCCAUGAGGACAAAGGCAUACUGAAAUCCCAGAAGAAUCUAGAGGCAAAGCGUAAAAUGCUGGAUAUGGCCAAGUCUGUUCCUCCUAGAAAGGUCGGUACUCAACACAGCAUGAGCAUGACAAGGCCUACUGCUCAUGGACGUAGCACAUCAUAUCACAUAACUGGAGCUGAAGGUGGAGCACAGGCAGUCUCUCAAAGUUCUAUGCAACACUCAUCUACUAAGACCCAAAGCUCAGAACACAACCUUGAAAUAGCAUUGCCAUCAGAUGUGCAGAGUUCAAGGACUGAAGUCUCUACAUAUUCAACCAAGUCUUCUUCAAAUGGAACAGGAAAGGUCACGUAUUCUACUGUUGUGUCGGGUAACAGCUUGGGUAUUCAUGAAGACAUUCGAGCUUUUAUCGAGAGAAAAACAUCACUUACUGAUGUUCCAUCCAAGGAGCAGUGUGACUUCAUGCUGGUGUUCUGUCCCAUAGUGUCCUCUGUAAAGCUGGACAUGGAAAGGGCCUGCAGACAUAUUCCAGAGAGUAAAGCCGCCAUCUUGGUGGUGAUGCACCACACCUUUGAUCCGGAUCAUGUGCCCCAGGAGGGCAGUGGGUAUCCCAAGAGGGGAAACCUGCUGGUGGUGCAUUGCUUGUUCCAUGAAGAUCAAAGAUUUCUGAAAUGUCUCCGAAAUACUGAAGCGAUUGACAGCAUCAUUACGUGGCUCCAUGAGAAAUUUCCAAGAUGUGUGAUCAGUACAGGUCAAAGUGCAUCCACGGCAGGUAGGGACUUCAUGACGCUUGAACUCUAUCAGGUCCUGGUGGAAUUCAGUAAGUCAGUGAACAAGAAUUGUUGCCUCAAGUGA